AUGGACUCGCAUGUGUUUAUUGGUCCUAAUUUUAAAGAUUGGCUGAGAAAUCUGACAAUUGUUCUUAAUCUUGAAAAGUUAGCUUAUGUCUUAGAGACACCUUUACCAGCAACAGUGGACCCUGAUGCCUCUGAGGAAGAGCAAAGGGCUUAUGCUGAAUGGGUAGAUGCUGACUUACGAGUUCGUAGUUAUAUGCUAACAUCAAUGAACUCUGAACUUCAAACUCGAUUUGAGAACAUGCAGAGUGCCAUACGGCUUAAGGAGGGUAUUUCCCCAGAUGAUCAUGUUAUUAAAAUGAGUAACAAGACUGGGGAGUUACAAAUUAUAGGCACAGAUUUAUCGCAUAAUGUUCGGAUAUUAGAUUCUGCUGCAACUUCACAUGUUUGUGCUUGUUUACAGCAUCUGCAGAAUAGUUCUGCCUUGAGACGUGAUGAGAUCACACUGAGACUGGUAGAUGGGACAUGA
This is a messenger RNA of Mangifera indica (mango), 465 nucleotides long. RefSeq lists its product as uncharacterized. NCBI's taxonomy places the organism in Eukaryota, Viridiplantae, Streptophyta, Magnoliopsida, Sapindales, Anacardiaceae. Bases 1 to 465 code for a protein of 154 amino acids. The record is from RefSeq and is a predicted model, not a curated record. The transcript has 3 exons.